GCAUUCGGCCCAUUCAAGACCCGUGAGCCCACACGUACGCUCUCCGCCGUGCGCAAACACAGCCAGCCAUGGCGCUGCCGUCGUCCCCCGCCGCGUCGGCUCCGGCCUCCGCCGGCGAGCGGUGGCCGCCGCUGGAGUCGAGCCCCGAAGUUUUCAACCAGUUCAUGUGGUCGCUGGGCGUCCCGGAGGAAGAGGCGGAGUUCCACGACGUGUACGGGCUCGACGCCGACGCGUUGGAUAUGGUGCCCCAUCCUGUGCUCGCCGUUACUCUCUGCUUCCCUGAUCCGCCCCAGGAUGCAAGUUACCCUUCAGACCUACUCUUAUCUUAUGGAGAGAAGCAGGAAACAUGGGAUCAGGUUUACUUCAUUAAGCAGAUUGAAUCAUUGGGAAAUGCUUGUGGAACUAUCGCUUUAAUCCACGCUGUUGGAAAUUCAUCUUCAGAAAUUAAUUUAGUGGAGAAUUCAUGCUUGGACGUGUUCUUCAAAUCAACUGCAAGCAUGGACCCAUACGAGCGUGCUUUGUUUCUUGAGAAGGACGAUGCCAUGGCGAAGGCUCACUCAUUGGCCGCCAGUGCUGGUGUCACGGAGUUCUGUGAUGUUGUGGAAGAGCACUACAUUUGUUUUGUGGCUGUCAAUGGAACACUUACUGAGCUUGAUGGAAUGAAGGAUGGACCUAUAAAGCAUGGCUCAUCUUCUUCUAAAAGUUUACUGCAGGAUGCUGUACCUGUCAUUGAGGGUAUCAUGCGCAACAUUCCUGAUUCCAUCAGCUUCAAUGUCAUGGUGCUAUCAAGAAAGCAAAAUAAUGCUGGUACCACUUCUUAAGCCAGUGACUGGUGGAAAACAUGGAUUGAGAAGAAUGCGAUUAAAUGAAUAGGUGUUUGGGAUCGAGCUGCUAUGAAAUUAACUUUCUCCUUGCACCAUCUUAAAGGUACCAUUUUAGAUGAACUCUGUCAAAUUUCUGUUUGUAGCAACAUUUUACUCUAAUUGGCAGUUAACGGUGAAUGCAAGUGGCUCUCAGUUAUCUUCUAAA
Molecule: messenger RNA, 1029 nt
Organism: Panicum hallii
Lineage: Eukaryota; Viridiplantae; Streptophyta; Magnoliopsida; Poales; Poaceae
Product: ubiquitin carboxyl-terminal hydrolase 3-like
Exons: 9
Coding region: 69-821 (250 amino acids)
Biological process (GO): protein deubiquitination; ubiquitin-dependent protein catabolic process
Cellular component (GO): cytoplasm
Molecular function (GO): cysteine-type deubiquitinase activity
Source: RefSeq, a predicted model, not a curated record